This is a messenger RNA of Staurois parvus, 324 nucleotides long. NCBI's taxonomy places the organism in Eukaryota, Metazoa, Chordata, Amphibia, Anura, Ranidae. The record is from the annotation of a GenBank genome assembly.
GACGGCACUGACUGGCAUCACUGCUGGGCACUGACUGGCGGCACUGACUGGCACAAUCGCUGGGCACUGACUGGUGGCACUGACUGGCAGCACUGCUGGGCUGCACUGGUAGGUGGCACUGGUGGGCAGCACUGGUGGGUGGGCACAGGUGGGUGGGCACAGGUGGGUGGCACUGGUGGGCACAGGUGGAUGGGCACAGGUGGGUGGCACUGCUGGGCACAUGUAGAGUGGCACAGGUGGGUGCACUGCUGGGCACAGGUGGGCGGAGUUAGUGGGCGCACUGCUGGGCACAGGUGGGCGGAACUUGCGGGUGGCACUGCUGGG